Molecule: messenger RNA, 2166 nt
Organism: Knipowitschia caucasica
Lineage: Eukaryota; Metazoa; Chordata; Actinopteri; Gobiiformes; Gobiidae
Source: the annotation of a GenBank genome assembly
AUGACACGAGAGCAAAGGGACAAAAGGGUUGACCGAUUCCUUGUGGAGCAAGCUAAAGCGAAACAAGCCGAACAGGAUGCAAAACAUGAGGAGUAUCUGUUGAAGCGGUUCACAAGAUCAACUAAGCAGGAGCAAUGCCUUGAAGCACAACUCUGUCACAUCAGAAAACAGAAGGAAGUCAUCAUCAAUCACCGGCUGUUCAGAGAGCAGCAGGUUCAGCAGAGGAGGGAAAAAGACUCCCAGGAAGCUGCGAAGAGGGCAGCGGUAAUAACUGAACAGGAAAAGAUGGCCCGUUCAGAGGAGAUCAAAUGGGAGCUUGACUUUUGUAAAAGGCUUGAUGCUGAUCGAGAUCAGGUCAUUUACCAGGAGCAUGCAGAGAGCUGCAAGCAAAUAGUGGAUCAGAUAGUGGAUUUGGCCACGAAGGUUGGAGAAUGCCGCUUCGUUUAUGGAAAUCCAGUUCCAGGGAAACAAAUGAAAGAAUGGAAGAAAGUGCUGUUCAGUGGCCUGCCUCUCUAUGAGCCUUCAGAUGUGGGGGUCCAAGAGCGGUCUAUGGACACAGAUUCUGUAGAGAUAAAGAAGAUGAACAUACUCAACGAGCUGGAUUAUGAUGAAUAUACUGCUCUGGGUGGGAGUGUAGAGGAGGAACAGUGCACAGACGAUUGGAUGAGUUUAGCUGUAGAUCCACAUCCUCCUGAACCCCCCCCACCACAACCCCCCGCUCUGGACCUGGCUCUGCUGCUCAACGUCUCUGAUGAGUGCUCCGUCAGCCGGGCGCUCCACUGGGCAUAUGCUGCAGACGGCAAGCCUGAUUACGUGUACAUGUCACAGAUUGCACAAAGGCUUUCUGACUUCAACGAAGCGUGGCCAAAACUUGAAGAGUGGUUUGAGGCAAAGCAGAAGAUUUUAGUUCGUGUCGAUGCGAAUGUGGAUGAGGAGGAGCUUUUUAAAUGCGUAGAGUCAAUUCUCCUGCAGAUGAGGAGAGCCCUUCCUGAAGCAGCCCAGCAGAGGGAAGUAGACACAAAGCUUCUGGAAAAAACACAGGAGAAGUCUUCAGUUGGAGGCAACAUUUGCAAAAAACCUCAUUCGGCAAAGAAAAAGAAAGGUGUUCCAUCACCACCUCCAGCAGCAAGUCCUGACCCACCUGAAGUCAAACCCACAGACGGGUCAAUGGAAGAAUACACUGCUGCUCUGCAUCAUGAGGAGGAAGGUGCAAAGAUGCGGAUUGCCUUGGUGAAGGGUCACGGCUUAAACUUGGUCAAUUUUGUUCAACAAAACACAGAGCAGACUCUCUGCUCUAUGGAAGAGUGGACAAAUGAGCAUUUUGAAAAUGAAAUGAAAAGCUGGAGUCCGUCUGUCAGCAGUUCAGACAUGUUGCUCCUCGAGUUACCGGAGAUUGUGGCUUCACUUAAAGAUAAACAAGGUCUAGUUAACUGGCGACGGUUUGUGUUGGGAUGUGCAUUGCCGUGGCCUUCACCCUCGAUAACACAGCUGCUGGACGCUCUGCAACAGUUCAAGGCUAGAGACGUUGAAAACACUGGACAUAUCAACGAGGAACAAUAUCUAAAGACACUGCUGUGGUUUCCACAAGAGACGGCUGUGGCAAUCCCAGAGGACCCUUCUACACCUUUACCUUAUAACCGUUUAUCUAGUCUGUUCAAGUUCUUCCUCCGGAUGUUUGCUGACCACUCCACCAGCCCACCGUGUCUCAACUACACUUCAAUGCUCCUGUAUCUCGCUGCCGAUCCAAACCCCAAGAAUGGUUUUGUCCGAGCGCUGAGUGUGGUGGUAGGACAGCAUCUCAAGCAGAUGUCAUCAACCCAACUUGUCAAGUCCAUGCCCAGUUUAGAUGAGGUUCCAGAGUUCUCAGAAGUGGAUGCAGAUUUCCAAAAAAUCUCCGAAAAAUCGUCUUCAAACUCUUUUUUGGGAAACCAGAAAGUCUCUAUUGCCGCUCUUCUCACAGUCUUGAACCAUGGCUGCAGCAUUGAGGACAGUCAAUCUGAAUACGCAAAGUUGGUUGGUGUGUACGAGGAACUGGGCUACAGGCCGGAAGAGUCCAUCUCUUUCUCCAUCCUUUCCACACAUGCAUUCAUACAACACCUCAUGGAAACAUCAAGACAGCACCAGCUUGUGAACAUUUACCACUUACUCACAAAUGGAAGAGAUUAG